AUGAAAAAAAUAUCUACUACGAUAAUCAGUUUUCUUUCCUUUCUGUCAUCAAGGUAAAAUAUAACUUCUUGAACCCCUUUAUAGACUUGCCGAUGACAAUCGAUGGCAACCGCUAUAAUCGAUAGCAAUUACGAGGAUUUGAAUUGUGAGUAUCGAUUUUCAUCGAUUAUUUGAGGCAAUCGAUAAUAAUCGAUUAAUUAUUAUCGAUUAUAUUGAUCAUAUCGAUUGCUUUCCGAUGAUCGAUUUUUAUCAAUUGGGCACGCCGGGCACAUUAUCUCGAGGUUUGAACAAUAGUAUCAAAGGAAGCAAUUUGCUUUCUAAUCCUUUCUCUUGUAAAUUUAGCCGGAAAUACGGCCUCGUAAAUUUCUUGAACCGGUAGACUUCAGACAAAGAAUAUGCAAUUUCAAAUGCAUUUUCAUGAUCCCCUGUUUUGACUGUUUUUUUGGCAUGUAGGGAGCCUUUUUGUCCUAAACUGUGCAAUCUCCUUUUUGUCGUUGCCUCGGUUAGCACUAAAACUUUACAAGGAUAGAAAAUCAUUUGCAAUAUUUGCAAUAAGUAUUAUACAUAGCAGUGCAAAUUUGGAACAAAAGAAAGUGUUUACAUAAGAAAAGAGUUCAACUCCAACAGGAUUGGUUUAGUUAGGUAUAUAUGAAUAUUUAAUCAUGGUGGAUACGGUAAAGUGAGUACGUAAAACCUUCUUUAACAAUGGCGGUCGAACGAGCAAUUUACAUUGUUAUCCUGUGUUUCUUUGCUUUGGGAAGUGCUACAAUUUGUCGUUAUAACAGUGAAUGUAACCAAUUGUCGGGCGAGUCUUGCUGUUCGGAUAGUGUGUGCAGAAAAACCUGUUUUUACUGCUCCUUCGAUUCCGAUUGUGGCACGGGGGAAGAGUGCUGUGAUGGCGGAGAUUGCUUGACGUUUUGUUCUUCAAGUGACUCCUCCAGUUCGACAGGAGCUAGCAUUGCCGGCGCUGUAGUCGGCACGAUUGUGUUUUUCGCGAUCAUUAUUUCCAUCGUGGCUUGCUUUUGUUGUGCGUGUUGUCCGUACUACCGCUAUCGUUCACCUGGAACUGUCGUCGUGUCUCAACCAGCGACUCACCAAACGUUAGUGUCGACCACCCAGAUGUCGACCAUGUCUUCCCAACAAGUACAGCAUUACCCUCCGCCGGCAAAUUACAGCCAGCCUCCACCACCAAAUUACAGCCAGCCCCCACCGCCAAAUUACAGCCAGCUUCCACCAGCAAAUUAUAACCAGCCUCCGCCGCCAAAUUAUAACCAGCCUCCACCGCCAAAUUACAGCCAGCCCCUACCGCCAAAUUACAGCCAGCCUCCACCGCCAAAUUACAGCCAGCCCCCACCAGCAAAUUAUAACCAGCCUCCGCCGCCAAAUUACAACCAGCCUCCACCGGUAACUUACAAUCAGUCUCCACCGCCAGGGUAUGACAAGGCUUCGCCGCCGUAUAAUCCAGAAUACCCGCAGCAACAAGCCCAGUAUCCUCCAGUACAAGGCCAGCCUCCUACGGCUCCUCCACUCAGCUCUGGAGAGCCCGUCAAGUACUGAUAGCUUGUUUUGAGCGUGUUUAAAACAUGAAAUGGCGAAAUAACGAAAUGGCACUACGGUUAGGUUAAGGGGUUAGCCUUAAUAGCGUUCCGGUUAGCCUAGAUAUCACUCACUCGAAAGAGAUUAGCUCUCAAUUAUUGUAAGAGUCAACCCUUACAGAAACCUGUGUCCCACAUUGAUACUUACCAGUAGUGCCAUUUCGCCUAAGUGACUGCUGAUGUAAUGUCAAACUCUCCUUGUGUUUUACAAGGGAAUACAAGGCAAUUUGGAAGGGGAAUCUAGCAAUUUAUCAGAAGUCACUUAGAGCUUUUUCCAGGCACCCCUUUAAAUGUUGUAGUAAAUAGAGCUUUUUCCAGGCACCCCUUCAAAUGUUGUAGUAAAUAAAUACUGUGCCUGUUUAGUUACAAGUAAUGGUAAGUGUGUGACAUUCAGUGAAGGUAUAAAAUAUAACUUCAGCGGACCAAUUUUGAAUAUUUAAUAUUUAUACAUUCAAUUGGAUUGUCAGUUAGCAU
Orbicella faveolata is the source of this 2069-nucleotide messenger RNA. RefSeq lists its product as uncharacterized. The record is from RefSeq and is a predicted model, not a curated record. NCBI's taxonomy places the organism in Eukaryota, Metazoa, Cnidaria, Anthozoa, Scleractinia, Merulinidae.